Messenger RNA from Phymastichus coffea, 1320 nucleotides. RefSeq names its product box C/D snoRNA protein 1. Gene Ontology annotation, cellular component: pre-snoRNP complex; nucleus. Gene Ontology annotation, biological process: maturation of LSU-rRNA from tricistronic rRNA transcript (SSU-rRNA, 5.8S rRNA, LSU-rRNA); snoRNA localization; box C/D snoRNP assembly. The transcript has 8 exons. Bases 214 to 1254 code for a protein of 346 amino acids. NCBI's taxonomy places the organism in Eukaryota, Metazoa, Arthropoda, Insecta, Hymenoptera, Eulophidae. The record is from RefSeq and is a predicted model, not a curated record.
GUUCAUUCCACCUCGUUUCAAAAUUUCAAGUAUCAGUUUGCAGAUCUGAAUUUUAAUGAAUAAAUGAAUAAUAUAAUAUAACUAGUUAAAAAGUCUACCCGAUAAAAUUUUUCACAUUCUACCUUUUGUUGAGUGAGAUCAGCUGAUUUUGUUGCACGUGGUGAAUGGAGAUCAGGAAAUAUGACGUGAAGACUUGAUCCACGUGAAAUUUCGAUGGCAGCAUCCAGUAAAAAACUAGACACUUGUGAAGUGUGUGUCGCUAAAAAAGCGAAAUAUACUUGUCCAAAAUGUGAGGUUAGAACGUGCUGUAUGCUGUGUGUAAAUAUUCAUAAAAAAGAAUUAGAUUGUGAUGGAAUAAGAGAUAAGAUUAAAUUUAUACCUUUAAAUUCAUUUACAGAUUUAGACAUGUUGAGUGACUAUCGUUUAUUAGAAAGUAUAGGAAGAUCAGUUGAGCAACUACAAAGAGAUCCUUUGAAAAAAUGUACCAGAGUAAUGAAUCUUCCUCCUCAUUUACUAAAACUCAAAAGUACAGCUUAUGCUAAAGGCAUAUUUUUGGAAUUCAUGCCACAACAUUUCAGCCGACAUAAAGAAAAUACCACCUACCUAAAUUUUAAAACUAAUGAGUUUUUUUGGAGAUUGGAGUUAAUCUUUCCACAUGCAGAUAAUUGUAAAUGGGUUAUCAAUAGGGUACUAGAUAAGAAAAGAUUAUCAACUGUGUUGGAAGAAAUUUUGAAUCCUGACAAGAAAAUUGUUGGAGAAAAUGAAGAAUAUUUAAAUAGAUUAUCAGUUCUUCAAAGUAAGUUAAAAUUUUAUCAAUCACAUGGACUGACUGGACUGAAAGCUCUUUUGAGAUCUGAAAAAGUGAAAAAAUCUGAUUCUAGAUUUUUUGAAUUGGAUAUGUCACUUUCUUUAAGAGACAAUUUGAAAAAUAAAAUCAUUAUAGAAUUUCCGAUUGUUUACAUUACAUUCAAAGAUCAUUCUGAUAUGUUUGAAGUUAUAGAUAGUGAUGAUGAAAAAGUUCAAAUGGAAGUUAAUAGACCAAAGAGAGGGAAAAGAAAAUUAUCAGAAACAAACGUUACUUCAUUAAAAAAUCACCAUUCACUCAAAGAUAAUACUACUUCAUUUAACUAUUUUUUUAAUACUGAUUUCAGUAUUCUGUCCGACUCAGAAGAUGAAAGUACAGAAGUAAGUUAUAAAAAUAAUGGUGCAUUAAAUAUACCAGAUUAUAAUAAAUUAGUAAAUAUGAAACAAUAGGCUUAGAACUGUAAAUAUUCCUUUAAGAAUUUUUAUUGCAAAUACAUGAUUUUUAUAACUAUAAAA